Ananas comosus (pineapple) is the source of this 2603-nucleotide messenger RNA. Its product is annotated as pentatricopeptide repeat-containing protein At1g09900. NCBI's taxonomy places the organism in Eukaryota, Viridiplantae, Streptophyta, Magnoliopsida, Poales, Bromeliaceae. The transcript has a single exon. The record is from RefSeq and is a predicted model, not a curated record. Bases 121 to 2559 code for a protein of 812 amino acids. Gene Ontology annotation, molecular function: protein binding.
CUAAUUUUGAGGUGUAAAUUAUAAAAUUAUAAAUAAAUUUUCUCGCUCCGCCAUUAGCGUCGUUUAAGGACUCUUGGAGCACUCCCGCUUCUCUCCCCUCCGCUUAUCCCCAAAAUUACGAUGCUUAAAACCCUAGGAAGGGGUUUCAAAUCAACUCUAUUCGCUCUAUCAAACAACAAUCUCAAAUCCAAGAACAUAGCAACUCCACAAACCCUUAUCAGUUUUAUACCCAAUUUCGACGCGUCUUCUCCGAAUUUCCGUUAUAAAAACGCCACCUUUUUCUCCUCCGCUUCAUGCUCCUCCUCAGAUCUAAGGCCCAAGCUUGGCGAUUCAAAUGCAUCUUCUACGCACUCUAAUGAUCUCAAAGACGACGAUGCUCGGUUCGGUGCCUCAGUUUUGAGUGAUGAUCUCGACGAAGAAGAUGAGUCGGAAUGUGGAAGCAACGACGACGACGACAAUGGGUUUGGCGCUUUGGAUUUGUUCGAUAAAAAUGCCGCGUCCAAGGACGAGAAGAAGAGUUACAAGGAAGAAGAUGAUGAAGAAGAAGAAGAAAAGGAUGAAUCAAGAAACCCUAUAGUGAGAGAGAUAUGCAGGUUGAUCGAUCUCCGCCACGCGUGGAAUCCGCAAAUGGAGAGCCAGCUUCGGCUCCUGCUACGAAGCCUAAAACCCCGGCAAGUCUCCGCGGUCCUCCGAUCGCAGCGAGACGAGCGCGCAGCCGUAAGCUUCUUCUACUGGGCCGAUCGGCAGUGGCGGUACCGCCAUGCCCCCGAGGUGUUCGACGUAAUGCUCCAGCUGCUUAGCAAGACUAAACUGUGCGAGGCCUCGCGGCGGAUCAUGAGGCUCAUGAUCCGCCGCGGGCUAAGUAGGCGGCCCGAGCAUUUCGCAUGUUUGAUGCUCUCCUACAGCCGCGCGGGAAAGCUCAGGACCGCGAUGAGGGUUUUGAAUCUGAUGCAGAAAGAUGGCUGCGCUCCGGACUUGACCGUUUGUAAUGCGGCGAUUCAGGUUCUUGUGAUGGCCGGCCGGUUGGCGAAGGCGGUUAAGUUCUCGGAUCGCAUGGAAAGGGUCGGAAUCAAGCCUAAUAUUAUUACUUACAAUUCGCUGAUAAAGGGGCUUUGCGAUGCGGGAAGAUACGAAAAUGCCCUAGUAAUGAUUCAACAGAUGCCUCUCAGAGGUUGCUCGCCCGACAAGAUCACUUACUACACAGUGAUGAACUUCUUCUGCAAAGAGAAGAGGAUGGGAGAGGUGAGAGAGUUGCUGGAGAGGAUGAGAAUGGAGGCGAAUUUGAUUCCUGAUCAGGUAACUUAUAUUAUGAUAAUUCACGCAUUAGCAAAGCAUGGGCACGCGGAUGAGGCGCUUGAGUUUAUGCGCGAGUCGGAGGAGAAAGGGUUCAGGAUAGAUGAGGUUGGAUAUAGCUCCGUCGUGCAUUCAUUUUGUCAGAGUGGGAGGAUGGAGGAGGCGAAGAAUAUCGUCACCGAGAUGAUUUCAAAAGGUUGCCUUCCUGAUGUGGUGACAUAUAGCGCGGUCAUUGACGGAUUUUGCCGAAUAGGGAAAAUUGAUCAAGCAAGAAAGAUGCUGAAGUAUAUGUAUAAGAAUAAUUGUAAGCCGAACACGGUCACAUACACUGCAUUGUUGAACGGGUUGUGCCGAAUUGGGAAAUCAUCAGAAGCGUGGGAAAUGCUCAAUCGGAGCGAGGAGGAAUGGUGGACGCCGAAUAAUAUUUCGUAUAGCGUCGUCAUGCACGGUUUGAGAAGAGAAGGGAAGCUGAAAGAGGCUUGUAAUUUGGUCACGCAGAUGCUGCGAAAUGGAUUCUUCCCCACACCGGCCGAGGUUAAUUUACUUCUCCAUGCACUGUGUAAAGAGGGUGACGUGGGAGAGGCGAAGAAGUUCAUGGAGGAGUGUCAAAGCAAGGGUUGUGCCAUUAAUGUGAUAAAUUUCACCACCGUAAUCCAUGGAUUUUGCCAGGAAAAUGACUUGGGUUCAGCGCUUUCGUUGCUGGACGACAUGUAUUUGAGCAAUAGGCAUCCCGACGUUUACACUUACACGGUUAUGAUUGAUGCUUUGGGAAAGAAUGAUCGGUUCGAAGAAGCAACAGAGCUUGCAAAGAAGAUGCUCCAUAGAGGAUUGGUUCCUACGCCCGUUAUGUAUAGGACAGUGAUACAUAGAUACUGCGAGAAGGGUAAGGUUGAAGAGUUACUGAAGUUGCUCGAGAAAAUGCUGCAGAGAAAGGAGCUAAGAAGUGCAUACAACCAAGUGAUUGAGAAGCUUUGUGCCUUGGGCAAACCUGAAGAGGCUUACAAGAUUUUAGGGAAGGUUUUGAGAACAGCCUCGAAGAUCGAUGGACAAACAUGCCACAUUUUGAUGGUGAGUUCUCUCAGGAGUGGUCUUCCACUGCAGUCGUAUGAAGUGGCGUGCCGAAUGUUCCAGAGGAACUUAAUUCCUGAUGUUAAAGUGUGUCAAAAAGUUAAGGAUAGGCUAGUCUUGGAGGGACAUGCGAAUCACGGAGAAAAGCUUAUGACUAAAUUUGUUGAGAGAGGGCUCCUUUCACCUCAGAACCAGUAGAACCUGUUUAUGACAUGAGAAACCGUAGCAUUUUUUUCUCUCCC